Fonsecaea nubica is the source of this 1725-nucleotide messenger RNA. RefSeq lists its product as hypothetical. The record is from RefSeq and is a predicted model, not a curated record. Gene Ontology annotation, molecular function: flavin adenine dinucleotide binding; N,N-dimethylaniline monooxygenase activity; NADP binding. The transcript is spliced from 4 exons. Bases 1 to 1725 code for a protein of 574 amino acids. NCBI's taxonomy places the organism in Eukaryota, Fungi, Ascomycota, Eurotiomycetes, Chaetothyriales, Herpotrichiellaceae.
AUGUCGUCUAAGUCUGGGUAUCUGCCUUCGUAUCAAGCUGGCGAAGUCGAAAAGCAUGAGGCAAAUUGGCGCGACAUCCCCGAUGCUAAUCGCAACUUUACGAAAGCCGAGGUAGUCAUUGUUGGUGGAGGAAUAUCUGGAAUGUGCAUGGCAAUCGAUCUUUUGGUCAACCAGAGGGCCAAGAACAUAAUACUCCUGGAGAAGGGAGGCGGUCUCGGCGGAACUUGCGUGCUUUACUCCUACUCCUUUGCACAGAACCCCCGAUGGUCUCAUCGUUAUCCGGGCCAGGAAGAGAUUCUGGACUACCUGACCAGCGUCGCUCAAAAAUAUGGACUUUAUAAGUAUACUCGGUUCCACACAACUGUCGAGGCUGCCAACUGGAAUGACAGAAGCCUCAAGUGGGAAAUAACGGUGACGGUUGGCGAGGGGAAAGAAUCCGAGUUCACCCCUACCUAUCAAAUCACCAGUGACUUCUUGGUGGCGGCGACUGGCCAACUUAACAAUCCCAAAGGAAUUGAUACUCCCGGAUACAGCGAUUUUCAGGGGAAGAUCAUGCAUUCCGCCAGAUGGGACUGGAGCUAUGACCUGAAGGGAAAGAGAAUUGCUGUCAUUGGGACCGGUGCUACGUCUGCACAGAUUGCUCCAGAAAUCGCAAGACUGGCAUCUGAGCUUACCAUCUGUCAGAGGACACCCGCUUGGGUUAUUCCACGCCACGAUGAGAAAAUUCCCCACUGGCAGCGAACCCUACAUACAUAUCUUCCUCCAGCACGCUGGCGAGCACGGGCGGAGGCCAUGGACUUUCGGGAAUCUUUUCACUCCGCAGUCACCCAAGCUGACUCGGCUUAUGCCGAUCUCAUGAGAUCUAUGAACUACAAUCUUUUGAGGGAACAGCUGCCUAAUCGUCCUGACCUUUGGGAUAAAUUGUCCCCUGGAUACCAUCCUGGAUGCAAGAGGACUGUGAUCAGUGACGACUACUACCCUACUUUUUUGAGGCAAAAUGUCAAACUGGAGACCGACAAGAUCGAACGAUUUACACGAGACGGAAUCAAGUUCCAAGGCCAUGACUCGGCAGAAAAGUUCGACUUGAUUGUGCUGGCGACUGGAUUUGAUACAUUCUCAUUCUUGUCACCCAUUAGCAUCACCGGGCGCAACCGCAGGCGGCUGGACGAUAUCUGGGCGAAAGCGACUUAUGCUUACAAAGGCGUGACGGUGCCAGAUCUUCCGAAUUUUGGCAUGCUGUACGGGCCAAACACAAAUCUCUCCCAUAACUCUUUGAUACUGGUUAUCGAAGCGCAGACAAAGUACAUCUCAGUCCUUGUCAAUAAGGUCCUGCAGGCUAGACGCACAGGUGGCAGACUGGCAUUGUGUCCAUCGGAAGAGAAGACUCUGAGCUAUUGGCUCGACCUGCAAAAAGCGCUGCAACAGACAUCGUUCGCUGACCCGAAUUGUAACAGCUGGUGGAAAAGAGCCGACGGUCUCAUCACGAACAACUGGGCGGGAACAGCCAUUGAUUACCAGAAAAAUUUGGCAACAGUAGAGUGGACAGACUAUGAUGCGUUCGGAAUGGGAGGCUCUGAGGUUGCCAUGUUCGGGACAGCCGAUAAAGCCACCAAGAUCCGAAGGGUUGUGGAGGAGACCAGACUGAGCAGGACUUCUUUGGCGCUUCUCCUUGUGGGUAUUGUUGGAUUUAUCUUGCAGAGUAUCGCUUGGACAGCGUGGAAAUAA